Podospora anserina S mat+ is the source of this 1980-nucleotide messenger RNA. RefSeq lists its product as uncharacterized. The transcript has 4 exons. Lineage: Eukaryota; Fungi; Ascomycota; Sordariomycetes; Sordariales; Podosporaceae. Gene Ontology annotation, cellular component: mitochondrion. Gene Ontology annotation, molecular function: malate dehydrogenase (decarboxylating) (NAD+) activity; NAD binding. The coding region runs from base 1 to 1980 and encodes 659 amino acids. Gene Ontology annotation, biological process: pyruvate metabolic process; malate metabolic process. The record is from RefSeq and is a predicted model, not a curated record.
AUGGCUUCGUAUGCUCCCAGCGCCUCUUCAUCCGAUAUCUCAACGCCUCGGUCAACAUCCCCCUCAUCGUCCUCAGUAGCGUCGGCCCGGUCCUCGCACUCAUCUAUAUCUACCUCUAAGCGCAUGUCCAUCUCGUCUUCGCGCAGAAUAUCCGCCGCCAACCCAAUGUCGUCUGUUGACAUCGCUGCCAUUGAAGAAGCCAUGAGAAUGGCCAACCUCGACACCCUCCGGGGUUACCAGCAAAAGACCUACGGCGAGGUCAAGCAGUUCGCCGAGACGCAGUACCUCUCCCAGAACCAGGCUCUUGGUUACCAGGUCAUCAACGAGCCCAUGUGGAAUAAGGGCCUCUCUUUUACCCCAGAGCAGCGCAUCGCCAAGAACCUCACCGGUCUUAUCCCACACGUCAUGGAGGACUCGGGCAAGCAGUGCGAGCGUGCGCUCAAGAUGAUCCGGACUCGCCAGACCAACAUUGACCGCUAUCUCUAUCUGUCGUCGCUCAAGUACCAGAACGCCGACCUCUUUUACCGCCUGCUCAUCGACAAUGCGAAGGAGCUCAUGCCUCUGGUGUACACUCCCACCAUUGGUGACGUGUGUCUUCAGUAUUCUACUCUCUACACCCGCCCCGAGGCGCUCUACAUCUCCAUCAAGCAGCGCAAGUCGAUAAAGACGAUCCUCAAGAACUGGCCAUAUCCAAAUCCCGAGAUCUGCGUCGUGACAGAUGGGUCUCGCAUCCUGGGCCUGGGCGAUCUGGGCGUCAAUGGCGUUGGCAUUCCGAUCGGCAAGCUAGCCCUGUACACGGCGGCGGCGGGUAUCCACCCGGAUAAGACGCUCCCCAUCGUUCUCGACUGCGGAACGGCCAACGAGACCAACCUCAAGGAUCCACUGUACCUGGGCCUGCGCUCGAAGCGGCCCUCGGUGGCCGAGCAGCAGGAGUUUAUGGACGAGUUCAUGACUGCCGCUGCCGAGGUCUAUCCUGAAAUGGUGGUGCAGUUUGAGGAUUUCGAGUCGGAAAAGGCCUUCAACUACCUGGACCGGUAUCGGAACAAGUACAAGUGCUUCAAUGACGACAUCCAGGGCACUGGCGCUGUUGUUCUCGGAGGCUACAUUGGUGCCGUGAAUCUUUCCGGCGUUCCUCUCGAGGAGCAGCGCCUCGUCUUCAUGGGUGCUGGCUCUGCCGGUGUCGGUGUCGCCAAGCAGCUUGUAGAGUACUACACCAAGCGUGGUCUCUCCGAGCAGGCGGCCAAGGACAAGUUCUGGCUUGUCGACACCAAGGGCCUCGUAACCAAGGACCGCGGUGACAAGCUCGCCGAGCACAAGAAGUACUUUGCUCGCGGCGACAACAACGGCCUCCAGUUCAAGUCACUUGAGGAGGUUAUCGAGUACGUCAAGCCAACCGCUCUUGUUGGCUUGACUGCCACCUUUGGCGUCUUCACCGAGUCUGUCGUCCGCGCCCUCAAGGCUUCUGUGGACGCCGGUGGUCUCGGCCGCAGACCCAUUCUCUUCCCUCUCAGCAACCCCCUCACCAAGGCCGAGUGCACUUUCGAGCAGGCCGUCACCUGGACUGAUGGCACCGUCAUCUUUGCCUCUGGCUCUCCCUUUUCUCAGUUCACCAUCAAGCUCGGCAGCGACCAGGCCAUCACCUACUACCCCAACCAGGGCAACAACGUCUAUGUCUUCCCUGGCAUCGGCCUCGGCGCCAUCCUCGCCAAGGCCACCCGUGUCACCGACAACAUGAUCUACACCUCUGCUGCUGCCCUUGCCGGGUCCCUGAACGCCGAGGAGGUGCACAAGGGUCUGAUCUACCCUCGCAUUGAGCGCGUGCGUGAUGCCAGCGUGAUUGUUGCCCGCGAGGUGAUGAAGGCUGCGCGUCGGGAUGGUGUGAGUGCCCUGCCCGAGGAGCAAUGGCUUACCUGGGAGGAGUGGGGUGACCCGGCUCUUGAUAAGUAUAUCAAGGAGCAUAUUUAUGACCCUGCUCUUUAA